This is a messenger RNA of Carassius carassius (crucian carp), 1903 nucleotides long. RefSeq names its product platelet glycoprotein V. NCBI's taxonomy places the organism in Eukaryota, Metazoa, Chordata, Actinopteri, Cypriniformes, Cyprinidae. Gene Ontology annotation, cellular component: extracellular matrix. Gene Ontology annotation, molecular function: protein binding. The transcript has 2 exons. The record is from RefSeq and is a predicted model, not a curated record.
UCGCAGCUACAGUACUCUGAGGAGAGCUGUGUUCAUCAGAUUUGAGAGUAUGUGGUUCACAUUUGUUCUACUUCAACUUCUGCCUUUGCUCACCCUCGGUGCCCGUUGUCCCGAUGGGUGCGUUUGUGACAUUAGGGGUUCUGCAGAAUGCACUGGGGACAUCACUGACAUACCCCCUCUCAACCCAGCUGCAACCUUCCUACUCCUGCUAAACGACACAAACAUAAAGGUCCUCAAAGACAGAAGUUUUCAGCCGUUCUCUCUUCUGAUACGACUGAUGAUCACGCAUAGCACUCUUGACAUCAUCCAACCAGAAGCCUUCCAUGGUGCUCCACAGCUUCGGUCCAUCAAGCUCUCUUCAAAUGCACUGUCUGUCCUCCCAUCCAAGGUGUUUAAUGAGUUGAGUAACUUGGAGGACCUGCAGCUAGAUGGUAACCGAAUAGCUUCCAUUAGUUCAGAACUCUUUGAGGCGUUGGUCAACCUAACUGAACUAAAUCUGAGCAAGAACCGCCUUUCGCAGCUGGACGCCGACGUCUUCCAGAGAUUGACCAAGCUGAAUUACCUAAACUUAGCUGAUAACCAACUGAGGAACCUCCCGAAGACCCUUUUCCACAACCUCCGGCAACUCAAAUCUCUGGUGCUCUCGUCCAACCAGUUGGAGACUCUUGAAAGUGGUUCCUUUGACCAUUUAAGCAAUUUGUUGGUGCUAAUGCUACAGAGGAACCAGAUCCGAGAGAUUCCUCCACGUCUUUUCUGGCACUUGCCGUCCCUGCUCACCCUUUCAAUGUCGAGCAACCAACUCCAGUAUAUUCCAGCCAAGAGCUUCUACUACUUACCCAACCUGACCAAGCUAACCUUCUACAAGAACCCCUUGAUAUCUCUACCUUACCAGCUAAUGGGACACAUGCCGAGACUCCAAGAUCUGUAUCUUUAUGAAACCAAUCUAUCCACUGUCCCUUGGAACCUUUUUGCUAACAUGACCAACCUACGGACUCUCAAUUUAUACUUCAACAAGUUGACCUCACUACCAAAAAGCCUCUUCUGUUGCCUGCCCAACCUGAAGAAACUGUCUCUGAGGAACAACAACCUUCGGGAACUGGACCCAGAGCUUUUCUCGAACUUGAAUAGCCUUGAAAUUCUGAUGCUUAAUGAGAACAAGCUUGAGACUCUCCCAUCGGCAAUCUUUCGCAACACCUCAAAACUAGAAAUGCUAGACCUGAACCACAACCAUCUGAGGUAUCUCCCAGGAGAUGUUUUUGCACACCUAAUGGUGCUAAAGUACCUCUCUCUUAGCGGCAGCAAAUGGAAUUGCGACUGUAGCAUUAUGGGUAUUGCAGAAUGGAUUCGUGAAAACUCAAAACUAAUCAGUGACUUGGACAAAGGAGUAACAUGCUAUGAACCAUAUCGCUUAGAAAACCAUCCUCUACAAACUCUGACUUACGCAGAACUCCAUUGUGGUGUUUUCCAGACAACAUUUAUUGGUUUAAAUGCCAUUACCAAUAGGGCUCCAGUGAAAACAGCAAGAAAUACUGCGACUGCAACUACAACGACUUUUCCAACAGCCACCUCUCUACUUUCUGAUCAUAUUUAGGUGGAACAAGGCUAUGGUAACAACAAUGAUAUGGCAUUCUACGAUACAAUUGUGCUGGGUAAUGAACCUCAAAUUGUGCACAACAAUCAUUAUAAUGGAUGGGUGUACCUGUGGACUGUCCCAUCGACGGGUCCCUACAGUGGCUUCAUGAUGGCUUUGUACAUUGUUCUCUUGGUCACUGGUGUGGUUCUGAUCGCGGCAAGCUUAUAUGCAUUGUAUCAGCUUCAUAAGAUGAUGCGGGUGUUAGAAAAAGUCACUAUGGGAGAAAAUCAGAGACUAAUUGCUAGAAGAGUACGAAGCUUCCAAAUCUAA